AUGGCUGGAAUAACCGACGGGUGGAAUCUGGAACACCUCCAGCGAUCCUUUGUCAACGAGACACCGUCCGAUCCUGAAACCCUUAAAGUGGCGAGACAGAAGAUGAACGACCUGAUGGCCUACCUGAAAAAGGCGGACAUCCUCAUGGACGACUUCUACAAGCGGAAGGAAGCGGAAGAGCAACGUAAGCUGAAGAGGCCGCCCUCUGCGAAAAAGCCAAAGAUGCGGAAAGCAGGAGGUCUGGCAUGGAUCCAGACUGUUCCAGCGGCUCCACCAAUCAGCAUCAACCCGGGCGCCUACACACUGGAAAUCCAACCUCGGCCCGGAGAAGAGGUGACCGAGAAGAUUCCGAUAACAAUGUCGGACAGUAGCGAGGACGAGGAGAACGCGGACAACAUCGACUCCGACGACUCCAUGCACCAAAAGGCAGCGGUACCUACGAAGGGAUCCACACCGAAACGAGGUAGAUCGCCGGAUAAACGGAAGGCCAAGAAGGAAGCAGCAAAGCAGUCUGCCAAGUCGCAAGCGACGGAAGCCCAGAAGAAACCAGCCAAGUCGGAAGUCAAGCAGCCGGCUAAACCGCAGUCGGACUCCACGGUUAAGACGCCGAAGCCCAACCCGGCUAAGCGGCAUAAGUCAUCUGACGACUUGGAUAUUUCGGAUGCCGGCCCACAAAGGACCGAGCAGAUGGAGAAGGCUCAAGAACCGCACGACAAGGAGGCGGUCGAACGGAAAUUCAAGGAAGUCAUGGAACGAACCGGCACAAAGCCGGCUAAGACUUCAGGAGGUCGGCUACGAAACCCACCAAGACCACCGACUCCGCCCGAACAAUCUCAGCCUUCAACAUCCAAGCAACAGUCCGAUGUAGAAUCCGAUCAGGCCUCGGACCUUGAGGAUAAGGACUCAAUCUCCGACCACGGAGAUGGGGAUCCCUAUGAAGGAUUCAAAGGCGACAUGAAAGAAAUGUUUAACCAUGGAGCGGACACCGACGAAUCCCAGUGGCCAGCUCCAGACGAUGUACGAGCGUCUUCCGGACGAACAGCCGGAGGACCCGGUCGACAUUAA
This is a messenger RNA of Paramacrobiotus metropolitanus, 1065 nucleotides long. Its product is annotated as neurofilament heavy polypeptide-like. The coding region runs from base 1 to 1065 and encodes 354 amino acids. NCBI's taxonomy places the organism in Eukaryota, Metazoa, Tardigrada, Eutardigrada, Parachela, Macrobiotidae. The record is from RefSeq and is a predicted model, not a curated record. The transcript is spliced from 4 exons.